This is a messenger RNA of Eucalyptus grandis, 3803 nucleotides long. RefSeq names its product pentatricopeptide repeat-containing protein At3g06920. Gene Ontology annotation, molecular function: protein binding. NCBI's taxonomy places the organism in Eukaryota, Viridiplantae, Streptophyta, Magnoliopsida, Myrtales, Myrtaceae. The transcript is spliced from 3 exons. Bases 125 to 2821 code for a protein of 898 amino acids. The record is from RefSeq and is a predicted model, not a curated record.
UGUUCCACAACCCCCCCGGGUUUCUCACUCUGGGAACAUAAAUCACAACCGAGUAACCCAAAUUCGCGAUUUCGACUUCUCUUCUUUGGUUUUAGUGUACUCUAAGAGCACCAUUGCAGGCGACAUGCUACUGAGGAAACGAGGAACAGUUACGUGCUUGAGCUCCCAAUGCAGUAGAGUUUAUACUGCUUCCAAGAAGUUCUCGUCGUUGAAUCUGCCUCCUCCGUGGCACAGUGCGAAUGCCGGUAUUUCCUCUUUCGUUGAAGCCACGCAUGAAGAUUCAAGAAAACUUAACGAUGUGGGAAAAUCAGUCGAGGGCAUCUGCAGUAUCUUGAGAAAGGGUCCUUGGGGACCUUCCGUGGAGAGCACCCUUUCGAUGCUCGACGAAAUGCCGAAACCAGAAUUGGUCAUCGGGGUCUUGAGGAGAAUGGAGGACUUCGAUCUAGCUCUACGUUUCUUUCGCUGGGUCGAGAUGAAAACCGACCGAGCUCAUUGCCCGGAGGCGUACAACGCGCUCCUCAUGGUAAUUGCGAGGACGAGAAAGUUUGAUAGGAUGGAAGAGAUAUUAGAAGAAAUGAGUCUUGCUGGAUUCAGUCCAUCUAACAGCGCGUGUGUCGAGUUGAUCUCGGUUUGUGUGAAGUCGCGGAAGCCCAGAGAAGCUUUUCAGCUGAUUCAGAUGAUGAGGAAGUUCAACUUCCGGCCUGCGUUUUCAGCGUAUACCACCUUGAUUGGUGCUCUUUCUUCUGUUCAGGAGUCUGAUCUCAUGCUUACUCUCCUUCAUGAAAUGCAAGAGCUGGGUUAUGAAGUGAGCUUACAUUUGUUUACAACCGUUAUCCGUGCAUUUGCACGGGAGGGCCGAGUCGAUGCUGCCCUUUCUCUGUUGGAUGAAAUGAAGAGCAACUCUUUUCAAGCUGACAUAGUUCUGUACAAUGUCUGCAUUGACUGCUUUGGUAAGGUUGGUAAGGUGGAUAUGGCAUGGAAAUUCUUUCAUGAAAUGAAAGUUCAUGGUAUAAUGCCUGAUGACGUGACAUAUACCAGUAUGAUAGCGGUCCUCUGCAAAGUGAAUAGAUUGGAUGAAGCUGUGGAGUUAUUUGAAAUGAUGGAUCGCAUCCGGGAUGUCCCCUGUGUGUAUGCCUAUAAUACAUUGAUCAUGGGUUAUGGAUCAGCUGGGAAGUUUGAGGAAGCAUACAGUUUACUCGAGAGACAGAAGGCAAAAGGGUGCAUUCCAGGCGUGAUAGCAUAUAAUGGCAUUCUUACUUGCCUAGGGAGGAAGGGUAGAGUGGAAGAGGCGUUGAGGAUUUUUCAUGAGAUGAAAAAAGAUGCGGCUCCUAAUCUUAUAACAUAUAAUGUCCUGAUAGACAUGCUUUGCAAGGCAGGGAAACUUGAAGCUGCAUCUGAAGUUAGGGAUGCCAUGAAGGAAGCUGGGUUGUUUCCUAAUGUAAUAACAGUUAACAUAAUGGUCGAUCGCCUCUGUAAGGCUGAAAAGCUUGAUGAGGCUUGUUCUAUAUUUGAUGAAAUGGAUCGUAUGGUCUGUACCCCUAAUGCGUUUACAUUUUGUUCGCUAAUCGAUGGCUUAGGAAGACAUGGCAGAGUCGAUGAUGCCUAUAGGCUUUACGAGAAGAUGCUCGAUUCAGGUCAUGUUCCAGAUGCAGUCGUUUUUACCUCCCUCAUUAAGAACUUCUUCAAGUCUGGCAGGAAGGAGGAUGGACACAAGAUAUACAAGGAAAUGGUCCGGAGGGGCUGUUCUCCUGAUCUGACACUUUUUAAUACCUACAUGGAUUGUGUGUUUAAAGCUGGUGAGACAGAGAAAGGAAGGUCUUUAUUUGAGGAAAUAAAAGCUCAGGGAUUUACUCCAGAUGCAACGAGUUAUUCUGUUUUGAUACAUGGCCUUGUGAAAGCGGGUUUUGCCAAUGAAACCUAUCAAUUGUUCUAUGCAAUGAAGGAGCAAGGUUGUGUUCUUGAUACCCGUGCUUACAACUCUGUGAUUGAUGGAUUCUGCAAGUCAGGUAAGGUUAACAAAGCUUAUCAGCUACUGGAGGAAAUGAAGUCCAAGGGUCACCAGCCCACGGUUGUUACCUAUGGGUCUGUCAUUGAUGGGCUUGCCAAGAUUGAUAGGCUUGAUGAGGCAUACAUGCUUUUUGAAGAGGCUAAAGCGCAAGGAGUGGAGUUAAAUGUUGUAAUUUAUAGCAGUCUUAUUGAUGGCUUUGGUAAAGUGGGUAGAAUCGAUGAAGCAUACUUAAUCAUGGAAGAGCUGUUGCAAAAUGGUUUGACUCCCAAUGUUUACACUUGGAAUUGUUUACUUGAUGCGUUGGUGAAAGCUGAGGAAAUAGAUGAAGCCCUAGUUUGCUUUCAAUCCAUGAAAGACCAAAACUGCGAUCUCAACCAUUUCACUUACAGCAUUAUCAUAAAUGGUCUCUGCAAAGUUAGAAAAUUCAACAAAGCCUUUGUGUUUUGGCAGGAGAUGCAGAAGAAAGGUCUGAAGCCAAAUACGUUGACCUACACGACGAUGAUAUCAGGACUUGCAAAAGCUGGGAACGUUGUGGAUGCUAAUGGGCUAUUUGAGAGAUUUAAGGCUAGCGGCGGCAUACCUGAUUCUGCCACUUGUAAUGCCAUAAUAGAAGGGUUAAGCAGUGCAAAUAGGGCAAUGGAUGCAUACUCACUAUUUGAGGAAACUAGGUUAAAAGGUCAUAAGAUUCAUACAAAAACAUGUGUGGUUCUUUUAGAUGCAUUACAUAAGGCUGAAUGUCUUGAGCAGGCAGCAAUCGUCGGUGCUGUUUUGAGAGAAAUAGCAAAGUCUCAACAUGCUUCUAAACACUGGUAACAUGUUAUAAGUUCAUCCCAUUGCAUCCUUGAGUGCCACCAUGCAAAGAAUAGGACUGAUUAUUGGAACCAUGGACAUUGCCAAGUCUGAGGACUCGUACCUGUUCCAGGUGUCUCUUCCUGGGUGAGAAGAGAUCGAUGUAAGUUCAUACGAGCAAAGUUAAUUUAUGCUAACAGCUGCGUAUUUUUCCAGGUUUAACUUGGUUUUUAAUGGGCUCGGAGGGUUUAAUUUCUGUGUUCUGCGAUGUGACAAAACUGUAGUGCAAAACUUCCAUUUUGUGAUAUAUCUCUUGUUUUAAGGAAGUGAGCUCAUUUUGAUCUGCUGGUUCUUGCUCUGAUAUGAGCCAUUUGACCGUUUGACCUGCAAGUUAUGCUUGGAUGUCAAUGACUAUUUCUUAAGAGAAAGGAUUUGCAGAUUUAGCAACCUUGUUAGUUUUCUGCUUUAGUGAUGGCAAUUAUGUGCCCAAGAGACAGGAUUUCAGCAAGAUAUCUGUUUCUUUAUGCAUUCAGUUGUGAACUUGACAUGAAUGGCGAGGUUGUGAUCUCAGGAAUGAUCGUGACGGGUGAGAAGAUGAUCCACAGGCUAGGGGAAGUAUUUGUUAGGAAGACGGAAAACCUAUAUCAGCCCAGCCCCUUCUCUCUCUCCUUUCAGCUGCCUGGCCCCAUUGAUCCCGUGCAGUUGAACUUGAACUUUGGCAGAGAUGCGAUUUUCAAGGGAGUCGUGAAGAAGCAGAUGAAUGGUUGAUCUGGAAUCUCGGAUUUCAUAGUAGAUGUUGGCUUGAUGAUGGAAGAACUGUUUGUGUUUUAGGAGCUUGUUGAGGGAGGCUCUUCACUUAUGCUUUGAAAGAUGCAAACUUCCUUAACCGCAUAUCUACCGCUCUUUCUGUGUUGUCGUUCAUCGUGUUAAUUACCAACAAUUUUCUCUUGAAGUACUGGAUACUCCAGUUAUUUCCUUAAUUGAAUAUGUCGCCUUUCACAGAAAA